Molecule: messenger RNA, 216 nt
Organism: Necator americanus (New World hookworm)
Lineage: Eukaryota; Metazoa; Nematoda; Chromadorea; Rhabditida; Ancylostomatidae
Exons: 2
Coding region: 1-216 (71 amino acids)
Source: RefSeq, a predicted model, not a curated record
AUGGGCCAUCUCAUCCGGAUCCUCUUAGAUCUGCUCGCUAACCGCUGCAGGUGUCAAUCUGUUGAUCCUCCGAGCACCGGGAACAUAACCGAAGGCAUGCCUCGGCACGUAACUCCGGGGCCUCACAGUCAAUUGAGAGACGGAUUGAAAUGUCAUAGUGAGGAACAACUAGUGAAAAAAUCGAAAUCUUCGCGACUGUCAAGCAUCGUUGGGUAA